Messenger RNA from Cololabis saira (Pacific saury), 6628 nucleotides. RefSeq names its product splicing factor 3b, subunit 1 (gene sf3b1). Gene Ontology annotation, cellular component: U12-type spliceosomal complex; U2 snRNP; catalytic step 2 spliceosome. Gene Ontology annotation, biological process: spliceosomal complex assembly. Gene Ontology annotation, molecular function: mRNA binding. Bases 1832 to 5308 code for a protein of 1158 amino acids. The transcript has 21 exons. The record is from RefSeq and is a predicted model, not a curated record. Lineage: Eukaryota; Metazoa; Chordata; Actinopteri; Beloniformes; Belonidae.
UGUCUUCAUCUUCCCCCCAUUUUCUCCACCCCCCUCUUUUUUUUCUCCCCAUCACAGUUCACUUUUGUGACACCUCAUGACUGCAAAUGGUUUCACGCUGGUAGUUUUUCUGUUCAACCCUUCGACUACAAUGCAAUAGCUUGCUUCCCAGACUCAAUGCCUUCCCUGUGGUCAAUCUUUUAUGGUCAAAGUACAGUUUGUGUUUCGUUUUUUCAAUGUUUUAUAACUUUAAUAAAGGCACUGUGGGCUCACUGUUUGUUUGGGGAAGUGGGAUUGGGUGCAACAGUCCUGAUUUGUCCAAAGGAAAGCUUUCCCCUUGGUUUGCGAAGGAAAACCAUAAUGGUUACCAUCUGUUGAGUGGGAGAGGUGGUUAGGUACCCCCUAACAGACGUGGGUCGCAGAUGGUUUGUGUGUGAGUCGAAGGGUUAAUGAUACGAUGGAUGGACAUGUAGAAUGUAAGGAUGGAUUUUAGUUAGAGUACAACUGACCUGCUGAUGCACUGUGCGAUUCCACACUGGGCACAGUUGCUGUAGACCCAGAGACAGGCAGAGGACAAAUAUGCUCAGAGGUAUUACGGCUCUUUCACUGUAAAGGCACAGAAGAAUUUAAUCCAUAUGAAGUGCCCUAAUAAAACCUUUAGCUGUGAAUGGAUAUCAUUUAGAUUUCUUUUCUCAGUUUCUCUUAUCUGGGCUCUAAUUCUAAAAGUAAUUGUACCAGACUUGGAACAAAUUAGUUAUAAUUAAAAUGACCGACUUGCUUGCACCCUGAGCACCUUCAUUCCUAGGAUUAUUAAGUAUCAACUUAUUUAUCUUUAUUAUUUAGUGUGCCUGAGAGCAGACCCUAUAGGCCAGCUAGUUUAUUUUUUAUUUUUUUUUAGUUUAAUAUAUUUACUGCUAAUUCACUUCCCCUUAUAAUAAGCUUAUAUGACCUGAAUAUUUCAGGUUUGCUUUAGUUCAUCUGAAGCCUGCAUGUAGAGAGAGCUCUUUGUACGAAGUUGUUGUGUAAAUAUAUUUUUAUUUUACAACUCUCUCUGUAAAAUAGAAAUAUGUUAUCAAGAAAAAGUUGUGUACCACAAUACCACAGGCACAUACUAACUGUCCUUAAUUUCUCUCCUACAGCAGUACUGCUUUGCCAGUCCUGUACUGCACUCUGUUAAGGGUGCAGCAACUCAUCCUGUGUAGGUUAUGGGGAACACAGUGCACUUGUCAGUUUGGUCAGGGUCCACUGGCUGCUUGUUUUGGGGGCUGUGAAGGGAAUCAGCUGCUACAAACCUCAACCCCAAAUAGCCCUUUACUUGGCCAAUACAAAUUCAACAAGAUGAGAAAACAAUUCUCGACCAUUCACAUAUUAGAUGUCUUCUCUUUUGCCCUGAAAUGGAAGUCAAGAUCUAAUGAAACGAUUAGUAGUGCAGGAGGAGUAUAUGUGGCUCUAGGAUUUCAAAGUAUACGUCUCUGCAGCCUUCAGUUAUGAUUAUUUUCCACAUUUUUUCAGAAUGUAAUCAAGUUCCCAAACUUUACCUGAGAUUAUUGACUUCAUUUUUAUCUGCUAGUAUAAGUCAUUGGGAAUCUGCAGUCAAAUUGAUUUACUUUAGUUUUGUACUUAUACCCCAAAGAAGAUGGAUUGUUCUUUGAGUGCCAUAAAUCAUUGCAACACAGGUGGUAUACUGUUGUGUGUGAGUUUAAACCCUUUUCCAAAGUGUUACUAAUGGUAAAGAGCAAUUUUCUAGGCUUCUUUUCUGCCGGUUGAAGUCUGACUGCAGAAGGACCCUUGGCACUGAAAGUGGGGCAAAACGCCAGACCCCAAGCUGCAGUUCAGGACAUACGUGGACGUCAUGUUGGAGCAGAAAGUGUCCAAAGAGGAGAGAGAGAUUCGUCAGCAGCUGGCUGAGAAGGCCAAAUCAGGGGACCUCAAAGCUGUCAACGGGUCCGCUGCCGCCGUACCUGCUGCAAAGCGUAAACGUCGCUGGGACCAGACAGCUGACCAGACGCCGUCCAAUUCUACACCCAAAAAGGUUUCCAGCUGGGACCAAGCUGACUCCAACGCCGAGACUCCAGGACACACACCUGCACACACACCUUCAAACAGCAGAUGGGAUGAAACCCCAGGUCGCCCUAAAGGCAGCGAGACACCGGGGGCCACUCCCAGCACCCGUAUGUGGGACCCGACCCCCAGCCACACCCCUGCUGGUGCUGCCACCCCUGGCAGGGACACACCCGGCCACGCCACUCCUGGUCACGGAGGAGCCACAGGAAGUGUUCGAAAGAACCGCUGGGAUGAAACCCCGAAGACGGAUAGGGAGACACCGGGACACGGGAGCGGCUGGGCCGAAACCCCAAGAACAGACAGAGGAGACGAGUCUGUGGGUGAGACUCCCACCCCAGGAGCCAGUAAGAGGAAGUCUCGGUGGGAUGAAACCCCUGCCAGUCAGAUGGGAUCCUCAACACCACUCCUGACUCCAGGAAAAACUCCACUGGGAACACCAGCUAUGAACAUGGCAACCCCGACACCUGGGCACUUGAUGAGCAUGACUCCAGAGCAGCUGCAGGCAUGGAGGUGGGAGAGAGAGAUUGAUGAGAGGAACCGGCCCCUUACAGACGAAGAGCUUGAUGCCAUGUUCCCAGAGGGAUACAAGGUUUUGCCUCCUCCAGCAGGCUACGUGCCGAUCCGUACUCCAGCCCGUAAGCUGUCAGCUACUCCCACACCUAUCGGAGGCAUGACAGGCUUCCACAUGCAGGUAGAGGACCGCACCACCAAACAGAUGAACGACCAGCCCUCAGGAAACCUCCCCUUCCUCAAACCUGACGAUAUCCAGUACUUUGACAAACUUCUGGUUGAGGUGGACGAGUCCACCCUGAGCCCAGAGGAGCAGAAGGAAAGGAAGAUCAUGAAACUGCUGUUGAAGAUUAAGAAUGGAACACCACCCAUGAGAAAGGCCGCUCUGCGUCAGAUCACCGACAAAGCUCGUGAAUUUGGAGCAGGUCCCCUCUUUAAUCAGAUCUUGCCGUUGCUCAUGUCACCCACCCUGGAAGACCAGGAGCGCCAUCUGCUGGUUAAAGUCAUUGACCGCAUCCUCUAUAAACUGGAUGACCUGGUUCGGCCAUACGUUCACAAGAUCCUUGUGGUGAUUGAGCCGUUGCUCAUUGAUGAAGACUACUAUGCCAGAGUUGAAGGCAGAGAGAUCAUUUCUAACUUGGCAAAGGCUGCUGGUUUGGCAACCAUGAUCUCCACAAUGCGACCUGACAUCGACAACAUGGAUGAGUACGUCAGAAACACGACAGCCCGAGCCUUCGCAGUGGUGGCUUCGGCCCUCGGCAUCCCUUCCCUCUUACCGUUUCUCAAAGCUGUGUGUAAAAGCAAGAAGUCAUGGCAGGCUCGACAUACUGGCAUCAAGAUCGUUCAGCAGAUUGCCAUCCUUAUGGGCUGCGCCAUCCUGCCUCACCUGCGCAGCUUGGUGGAGAUUAUUGAACACGGUCUGGUGGAUGAGCAGCAGAAGGUGAGGACCAUCAGUGCCCUGGCUAUUGCUGCCCUCGCUGAAGCCGCUACGCCCUACGGUAUCGAGUCUUUCGACUCUGUGCUGAAGCCCCUGUGGAAGGGUAUCAGGCAGCACAGAGGAAAGGGUCUGGCUGCUUUCCUGAAGGCUAUUGGUUAUCUGAUCCCACUGAUGGAUGCCGAGUAUGCAAACUACUACACCAGAGAGGUGAUGUUGAUCCUCAUCAGAGAGUUCCAGUCCCCCGAUGAGGAGAUGAAGAAGAUUGUGCUGAAGGUGGUGAAGCAGUGUUGCGGGACUGAUGGUGUGGAAGCAAACUACAUAAAGACAGAGAUUCUUCCCCCCUUCUUCAAACACUUCUGGCAGCACAGGAUGGCCCUGGACAGACGCAACUAUAGACAGCUGGUGGACACGACAGUGGAGUUGGCUAACAAAGUUGGAGCAGCUGAGAUCAUUUCUCGCAUUGUGGAUGACCUGAAAGACGAGGCUGAGCAGUACAGGAAGAUGGUGAUGGAGACCAUCGAGAAAAUCAUGGGGAACCUGGGAGCCGCUGACAUCGACCACAAGCUGGAGGAGCAGCUGAUUGACGGUAUCCUGUACGCCUUCCAGGAGCAGACCACAGAGGAUUCAGUGAUGCUGAAUGGUUUCGGUACAGUCGUGAACGCCCUCGGAAAGCGCGUGAAGCCGUAUUUGCCUCAGAUCUGUGGUACGGUGCUGUGGCGUCUCAACAACAAGUCGGCCAAAGUUCGUCAGCAGGCGGCAGAUCUGAUCUCCCGCACGGCGGUGGUUAUGAAGACCUGUCAGGAGGAGAAGCUGAUGGGUCACUUGGGUGUGGUGCUGUACGAGUACCUGGGAGAGGAGUACCCCGAGGUGUUGGGCAGCAUCCUGGGGGCGCUGAAGGCCAUCGUUAACGUCAUCGGAAUGCACAAGAUGACUCCACCAAUCAAAGACCUGCUUCCCCGUUUGACUCCCAUCCUGAAGAACAGACACGAGAAAGUCCAGGAGAACUGCAUCGACCUGGUGGGCAGGAUCGCCGACAGGGGUGCUGAAUACGUGUCGGCCAGGGAGUGGAUGAGGAUUUGCUUUGAACUGCUGGAGCUGCUCAAGGCGCACAAAAAGGCCAUCCGCAGAGCUACUGUCAACACAUUUGGUUAUAUCGCCAAAGCUAUUGGCCCCCACGACGUCUUGGCCACUCUGCUCAACAACCUGAAGGUGCAAGAGCGUCAGAACCGAGUCUGCACAACUGUGGCCAUCGCCAUCGUGGCUGAGACCUGUUCACCUUUCACAGUGCUGCCGGCGCUCAUGAACGAGUACAGGGUGCCUGAACUCAACGUGCAGAACGGCGUUCUUAAGUCGCUCUCUUUCCUGUUCGAGUACAUCGGCGAGAUGGGCAAGGACUACAUCUAUGCUGUCACCCCUCUGCUGGAAGAUGCCCUCAUGGACAGGGACCUGGUCCACAGACAGACGGCCAGUGCCGUUGUCCAGCACAUGUCUCUAGGCGUCUACGGUUUCGGCUGCGAGGACUCCCUCAACCACUUGCUGAACUACGUGUGGCCCAACGUGUUUGAGACGUCGCCUCACGUCAUCCAAGCAGUUAUGGGCGCCCUGGAGGGGCUGAGGGUCGCCCUGGGGCCCUGCCGCAUGCUGCAGUACUGCUUACAGGGUCUCUUCCACCCGGCCCGGAAGGUGAGGGACGUCUACUGGAAGAUCUACAACUCCAUCUACAUCGGCUCCCAGGAUGCUCUGAUCGCUCACUACCCGCAGGUCUACAACGACGACAAGAACGUCUACGUCCGCUAUGAGCUCGAGUACGUCCUGUAAAUACACGUGGAUCGUUCCCCCUUCCCCGACUGUCUCUAUUAUCGCCUGAAAUUCAGUUUUUAUUCGGCUUCUUUUGUUCAACGUGAAAUUAGAACAUGAAAGAAGGAACCUUGCAGAAUCUGUAUGUAUUUUUUACUUUCUUCCUUUUGAGUGUUUGCUGUCAGAGGCGUUUGAGGUCAGGCGAGGGUUGGUUUGGAAUGCAAAACUGUCACGUUUUAACUAUCAGGUUCAUUUUGUCAGUGUAUUGAUUAUUGAUAGACCACUGUAUCGCAUCCUUCAUUUUCCACACCUGUUAUUAGAUCAAUGCUUUAUUUAACCAAAUAAAACGUUUGUGUAUAAAAGUCAAUUUGCUUCUUUGUGUAUCUUUUUUUUUGGGGGGGGGUCUCUAUUCCAUCUGUAUGAGAUUCCAGCCAGAGAGAAAGAGAGAGUGGCCCGCUUCUCACCUCUUUAUAUCGCUGAAGCGUAAAAAUUAAUUUGUAAUAAAGGGAGAACCUCCUACACGCACACAUGAUCACUCAGAGCCUCGCGGCAUAAACAACCCCCCCUCCACUCGGUUCAACUCUGUGCUGCACAGCCAGACUCUGUGACCCAGAUUCCUCUGCAGACGCCUGAUCUGACAGCAUAAUGCAGUCCGCUCUGUUUUUAAUGGCAUAUUCUGACUAUUUUCUCUUCGGAAAAGAUUAUUUUAAAUCUCACGAAUAUCUCCCCCUGGUUAAAAAAAGCAUAACGGGUUUCAGCAGCAUCAACUCUUUUCAGCAAAGCAUCAAUCUUGAUGUACAUGCAAAAAUAAAGGAGGCUUUUAUCUUGAAGGUCCAGAAGUAAAAGGACAUUGGAGAAUUUACCUCAGUGUUGGAGUAUUUUAUACAGCAGCACUGUUGUAAAAGACCCAAUGAUCACGUGUGAUGCAGAUCACGUGUUACCACGGUGUGUGUGGGAGGGGCAUGACAAAUCCGGUCCACAUUUUAAUCAUGUCAAAUGAGUGUUGUGAUAAAAUAACCUGCUUCUGCUGAUUUGAUUACCUUUUUUUCUUCAUUUUAAAUUUGAGCUUCAGUAUGUUUGUAUGUUAGAUAAUGAUUGUUAGCAACUCUGUGAAUAGUAUAACACAACAGCGUUUCAACUUCCCACUUCAAAGGUGAUGAGAAGUUUGCAGAUUUCUGUGAGGUCACAAUUAUGUACAGAUUUGAAACGUUUCAGUUAGAAAUGUUUAGACUGCCGUGGCUCCAAAAAGAGAGUAACCACGUUAAGUUAGUGAUCACUUUGUACUCUCAAAUAUAUCGAGCAUGUAAAAUGUUUGUUUAAUAUUAAAAUGUGUUUUUUAAA